AUGGCGAUGAUGAUGGCCGGCCGUGUGCUGCUGGUGUGUGCCCUCUGCGUGCUGUGGUGCGGUGCCGGCGGUGUUUAUGCGAGGGACGUUGACACCAACGCACUGGGUGGCUGCAUGGCGUCGGGAGUGUUGGGUGAGAAUGGAUCCCACAUGCCUGACGGAUGUAAUAAAACUGCGAUUACGGUGCUUUUGCGGUCAAUACUGCCCAUUACUGUUGUCGAAGCCUCAGAUGGAAAAGCUGGUGCUCUUGCAACAAAGAACGAUUCGAAUUCAAGUGAGGCUUCCGACGCUGGUGUUAAUGGUUCUGGCUCUGCUGCUGUUCCUGGUGCUGGAGAUUCUGAUGUUGGUGAAAGGGCUCCUGCUGCUGCUGAUGGUGGAGGCAGUGGAACUUCUACUGGCAAUCAUGGCACCGGCAGCGUUUCUUCUGGUUCAUCUGAAGGUCCUUCAGAUCCUCCUGCUGCUCCUGGUGUUGAUUCUUCAGCUGGCAGCAGUGAUGGUAAAGCGGGGUCACCAGGCACUAAUCCAUCUAACACAACAGGGGACUCUCCAACAGGAAAUCAGACGCCUGCAGCAGCAGAGGCUAACGACACCUCGCCACCCGAAAGACUGGCAGGAACGACAUCCGGCACUGAACAAAAAGGAAAAGAAAAAGAAGAGGAAGAAGAAAAUGAAAAGCAGCAGCAGAGUGAUGAAACACAAGUCCAACAACAUCAACAGCAUGAACACCCCGCGGAAAAUGGCGAAGAAUCCGCGAAAGAUAAAACUGCUCUUCGUACAAAUGCCACCGCAAAUACAGGCGACAGUGACGGCAGCACCGCGGCCUCCCACACCACCUCCCCUCUUUUUCUUCUUCUUCUUCUUGUUGUGUGUGCGGCUGCUGCUGCGGUGGUGGCCGCGUGA
Molecule: messenger RNA, 900 nt
Organism: Trypanosoma cruzi
Lineage: Eukaryota; Euglenozoa; Kinetoplastea; Trypanosomatida; Trypanosomatidae
Product: mucin-associated surface protein (MASP), putative
Exons: 1
Coding region: 1-900 (299 amino acids)
Source: RefSeq, a predicted model, not a curated record